Amoebophrya sp. A120 is the source of this 1364-nucleotide messenger RNA. The record is from the annotation of a GenBank genome assembly. NCBI's taxonomy places the organism in Eukaryota, Dinophyceae, Syndiniales, Amoebophryaceae.
CGGGAAAGUCCUACGCACGAGCCUGCCGCACCGCAACUACAUGACGGCAAGAAUAUGCAUUGUGAAUAUCUUGUCUUAGACUGGAUCUGGAAGGAUGCACAAUUCUGAUGCUGAUUCUAAAAUAAAAAGUACUGGGCAGAAACGAAAAUCAAAAUGGUAUAUAGAAUUAUCUUUACGCGAUGAUGAUGAUGGUCAGCGCAAGAUGUGCGAUUUUUGGCUACAAGAGACGGAGAGACGGGACAAAGGGCAGUUUUUUUCAUGGAUGCGUCGCUCUAUAGAUAUCCAAGAAUUAAAAUUUAAAUUACCGUGUUUUCACAAAUAACAUCUGCAUUCGUCCAUGCCCAGUCAUGUUUUUAUUUGAUAGUCGAGCAGCAGGCGUGUUCACCAAUGGAGGCAAGUGGGCAGCUGCAAGCAUCUGAAGAAGAGGCUGACCACCAGGAACCCAAGUCGUUGAAAACAACUACGCAUAAUGAGUACCACGACGGAGUCUCUGAAGCGGAAGCGCCUGCGCCGACGAAGACAAAAUCAACCGCGAGCACAGUUCGGCGUGCGGGUCGUGUUGCGCCUUUGAUUCCCCUUACCCGCGAUUAUUUCCAAUGUAAGCCUCCAUCCCCGGCGGAGGAAGAAAUCGAAGGUCCGCUUGCAGUCCGAGCGAUAUCAAAAACUGCCGAGAAAGCAGACGAGGAGGAGGAGGCGAAUGCCGGCGCAGUUGAUGCGAAUGAUCUUGACGCCGACGACAUUGCCACUGCCAGCAAAACGUCCUCACCGCAGGAUGAACCCGCGAACAUUCAGCGCCAGCAGUCGGAACAGCAUUGCAGUGAGCCGGACGUCUUCGCGGCCGCUGCGGACUGUGCGAACAAAGCGCCGCAAGAAGACCAAGAACCCGCUGCACAAAAGGGCGUCACUUCGAAUGCUGAACUUCCAGAAGAGAUCAAGAUGGAACAAGAGGUAUUGGAGGAAAAGCAAGUCUCGGUGCCUGUAGUACCGUCGAGUUCUACUUCUACUUCCGCUGUGGCCACAUCAACAUCAUUGGUUACAACCUGUGCAAGCAAGUCGUCGGGAGAUGAUACUGCGGAAGGGACUUCUGCGGGGAUGAAACAGAACUCAUUUAUUUUGGCCUCUGGCUCCGAUCGCGAUCCAGGACAAAUUAUACCUGGAUCCACUGCUCUCGGGAGCCCGAGCCCACCCGUAGAGCUAGAGCAGCAGACGGCGGAACAAGUUGACAACAUGGAGGAUGAACUGAAAAACCAACACGAGGUUAACCACGACGCCCUCUCCUUUACUGGUACAACUGCAGAGCAAGCACAAGCCGCAGUCGCAUGCCACGAGACGAAGAAUAUGGAGGAAUCGAUUUCUUCUCAAAC